AAUGAAGUCUUUGUUGUAAAUUUUCACUAAUUCAACACAUGUUUUCUUAUUUUAGCGUCCACUCGGAGACGAAGGUAUUCCAUAUCGCUUCAUAAAUGAAAGCUUCGCUCAUUGUCUGUUGAAAACAGGGAGGUACCUCUGGUGUCACUUUACUAUUCACGAUUCUCGAAGCUUGAUUCAAGCCAAUAUAAUCAAAGUGGUGCUGUUUAUUCGCGCAAUGAGUGAUAUUCCAGAAUCGUCGCCCUACGAUGACGAAAUCGCCUCAAAAUUGAAGUAUAUGAUUCAAAAUAUAAAAGACACUGCCUGUCGAAUGGGAAUACAUGAUAGAAAUUCAAUAGUACCAACCAAAGCUGUGUUGUUGAUGGAUCCAGGAUCAGGAGUCAAGAUGCGUGAUUGUUCGCAAAUGUAUUUGAGUAAAGUGUUCCUGUGUAAAUUGUCUAAUGUGACCAAGAUAAGCGUAACUACUCUCGAAUGCCUUAUGCCGUCGUUCGAUUUGCGGGGCUAUCUACAAAGCGAUAGACUAUGCUCACACUUUGCUACCUACGCUUCAUUCAUACAGAAGAUCCUUCAGGCCGAAGCAUACGUCAUCCAAAUCGGGUCUAAAUAUUUAUUUGAUCGUCAACUUCUGACCUCCGACUGGCACUGAUUCUU
This is a messenger RNA of Centruroides sculpturatus (bark scorpion), 651 nucleotides long. RefSeq lists its product as uncharacterized. The record is from RefSeq and is a predicted model, not a curated record. NCBI's taxonomy places the organism in Eukaryota, Metazoa, Arthropoda, Arachnida, Scorpiones, Buthidae. The coding region runs from base 218 to 646 and encodes 142 amino acids. The transcript is spliced from 2 exons.